Molecule: messenger RNA, 2075 nt
Organism: Panicum virgatum (switchgrass)
Lineage: Eukaryota; Viridiplantae; Streptophyta; Magnoliopsida; Poales; Poaceae
Product: anther-specific protein MZm3-3-like
Exons: 2
Coding region: 1481-1789 (102 amino acids)
Source: RefSeq, a predicted model, not a curated record
CCAUUAUGAAUGUUGUCACUCACGCUAUUUUGCCAUUUCAACUCAUUUGACUGAUUCACAAAUUCUACAAGUCUUUUUUUACUUGGAUGGACGGUUCUGCCCCUGCCUCCAUGUCUCUUACCCUGCUACCGUCACCUCCGUCAGACCCUCUCCCGUUACUCCUGCAGGCUGCAUCUCGGCGCCCCGCCUCCUCCUGCCGCCCCAGGCCGGCGCGCCGCCGCUGCUCGGCGGACCGAGGCCACCCCGCCUCCGCCUGCCGCCCCAGGGCGGGGCCCCGCCUCUGGCCCGCGGCUGCAGGCCAGCGUGCCGCAUCCGCCCAGCGGCCUGAGGCCGGCGCCCCGCCUCUGGCCGGCGCCCUGACGCACCUUGCGGCCCGCGCCGGCCACCAGCAGGGGAAGCAGCGCCGCCUCCACAGCCCUUGCACCAUCCUCCGCAGUCCCUGCGCUCAGAUCUGAGGUGAGGUUUUGAAUCCCCUGGCAGCUAGCGCAGGGAAGAGGAGGCCAAACGGGAGUUAACGGGGAGGAGCAGGGAGAAAAAGAGGCCAAACGGAAGUUAAUGGGGAACAGAUGAGAUAGAAAGAGCUAGGGGCAAAACUGUCCAUCCAAGUAAAAAGAAGAGUUGUAGAAUUUGUGAAUCAGUCAAAUGAGUUGAAAUAGCAAAAUAGCGUGAGGGACAACGUUUAUAAGAACAAUCUAACGAAGUCCACAAUUUUAAUGGCAUUGCAGCGAAACUCACUUCCCGUGAGGACAAAAUUUCAAUUUUCUCGAAGUUUCGCAUGCCCAUGAUGAUGACAGGGUUCUCGUAACUUUUACUUGUUUACACUGCUAUUACUUCUUUUCGGGCGUUGUUCGGAGUCAUGCCAACUGUCGCAGCAAGAGCCCCAAGGAUUCCGUGUUUUUAGCCUCACAUGUGUGUCCAUUCAAAUUUGUCGUUGGAUUAAUUUUUUUCUGGAACAAGAAAAGUUGUUCUGCACAAAAAUAUUUCACCUUAUAUAUUAAUUUGAAUGUUAGUCGCAUAUGCGACUCGUAACAUUUGGCUUCGUAACCAUUAGAGGUGUGUUGUGUCAUGAAAGCUCGUGAUAGCCCCCCACGAAACUUGGGCCUAAUGUGCAGUAGCGUGUAAUAUGAUGCCUUGUCAAGCAAGUGGGCCUCUAUGCUUGAACAGCCCGGAUUUCAUGCUUUCUCCUUUCUCCUGCGUACAUAUGAGUGGCCCAUCUCCUUGCCUUGCGUACAUAUGAGCGAGCACGCGCACGCGCCCGUUCGGUGGCUCACACUCCCGCCGCGCCCGCGCCCGUAGGUGGGUAAGCAACGCGAGGCUCGCCGACGCCGGCCGCCGCCGCGCGGAAUCACCGAGAGCGCCCGCGCGCACGCCUAUAAAUCACUCCCGUCAUUAGCACGCAUGCAUACGGCGUACACACACCGGCGCCAUUAACACAAGGCAGUUCCCUCUCCUCCCGGCUAGCGAUCGAGUAGCUCGUGGAAUGGCGACGGCGGCGGCCGCCGAGCUGAAGCCGCGCGCGGCGCUGUCGCUGCUGCUGGCCCUGAUCCUGAUCUUGGGCCUGGGCGGCGGCGCCGACGCGCAGGAAGCGACGUGCGCGGGGCAGCUGAGCGGGCUGGCCCCCUGCGCGCGCUACAGCGUGCCGCCGCCGCCGGGGCAGGCGCCGCCCGCGCCGGGGCCGGAGUGCUGCUCCGCGCUGGGGGCCGUGUCCCGGGACUGCGCCUGCGGGACGUUCGCCAUCAUCAACAGCCUGCCGGCCAAGUGCGGCCUCCCGCGAGUCUCCUGCCAGUGAUGAACAGUAGCUCGCGAGGUGAAUGAAGGUGCAAGACCAAUAAGCAGCCAAGAAGAAGAAUAAAGAUGGAAGAUCGUCUCUGAUGGAUGGUCAUCCAGAAUCUAGACCUAGCUGCUGUUAUCGGGCGUAGUGCUCCUGUUUACAUCAGUGUCGUUGGCCGUUUUUUCUUUUCCCUCCUUUUUCUUUCCCUUUUUUAUUAAGGUUUGAUAGAUUCAUCAGUAGUUCAGCUCGUCCUGUCCGCUGGUCUCGGUGAAUGUUAAGAAAACGCUGACAGCAGUUCGAUACA